ACUUAGUGUUAAAAUGGCGGCGGCCGCAGCGGAGCAGGUAACGCGACCUGUUUAAUCUUCAUCACCGCUCCCCGGUUCCGUCUGUCCCGCGGUACCGGUGCCGGAAAAGUAGACGAAGAAGCGCCGAGUCCGAGAGCGAGAGAGUGUGAGGAAGGUGGUGUCUGUCGAUCAUCAUCAUCAUCACCACCACCUUCAUCAUCAUAACAUCAUCAUCAUCAUCAUCAUGGAGAGAAAGGUGCAGUUAAGAUGUGUAGAAGCGUUAUAAAGCAACACAACGCGGAAGAAGGGAUGGACGCAGAAGAUACGAGGAGAAACCCGGAUGGAAAAGGAUUUCUCACAGCUGAGAAUGGCUCAGUCUUCAUCCCUCACGCUCCAGAUCCUCUUCAUGGUGUGUGUGUGAGCUCUACGUCCGGCUCAGUGACCGGCUCAGUGACCAGUACUGUCUGUGGUGAGGAUGAGCAGAACAGCCUGGAGUCACAGGACUCAGGAAUCCCCACACUGGAGCUCAGCUCACCUGAGGUGACCACAGAGCCGCGCAGCAUCGAGCCGCUAGUUCAGAAGCACCGAGACGCUCCGGCCACGCUGAAGCUAGAGGCGGUAGAUGAGGGCGGGGCUUCCAGUCAGGUCAGAGGUGGGGCUUCGGUUUACCGAGACUCCGUCUCUGUGUGCAGCACCUCCAGUCUGAGCACGGACUUCUCGGCCACGCUGUCGCUAGGCAACGAUGAUGUCACCGGCGACUUCGUGGUGACCUCGGACUCGAGCGCCGUGGUGGAUUUUCACGAUUUUAGCGACUUUUCUCACUUCCCUCAAGCCACGCCCACUAAUACCGCCCACGGAGAUCAUCCACAGCAGCAUCACAACGAGGCAGUGGCCAGGAAAGAGAGUCCGAUUGUGAACUUCUUCAACAGGAAGCUGUUCAGAAAAGACUCACCCCGACAGAUCCAGAGAGUUCUGAAGGAAAAUGAAAAGGCCGGUGGUUCUGCAUCUCCAAAACAGAGUGUGAGGAAACAUCUGGAGUUCGAGCCUCUCUCCACCACUGCACUCAUACUGGAGCACCGACCUGCGAAUCUCCCUGCGAAGCCGGCAGAAGAAGCUCAGAAACACAAACAGCAGUAUGAAGAGAUGGUGGCCCAGGCCAAGAAACGAGAGAUGAAGGAGGCUCAGAAGAGGAGGAGGCAGCUGGAGGAGAGAGUGCGAUUAGAGGAGAGCAUCGGCAAUGCAGCACACACCUGGAGUCAAGAAAUCCUGCCCAACUGGAACAGCAUGCGCAGUUCUAAGAGAGUGAGGGAUUUGUGGUGGCAGGGAAUUCCCCCGAGUGUGAGAGGACGAGUGUGGAGCCUGGCUAUAGGCAACGAGCUCAACAUUACACACGAGCUGUACGAUAUCUGUUUGGCGAGAGCGAAGGAGAAAUGGAGCGCUUCACCGCCCUCGAUCAGUGCGACAGAAAACGACGCUGGAGAUGCGGGUUUGUCUCACGCCGAUCGCGAGGCCAGUUUAGAGCUGAUCAAGCUGGACAUUUCCAGAACUUUCCCCAGCCUCUGCAUAUUCCAGCAGGGCGGGCCUUAUCAUGAUGUGCUGCACAGCAUUCUGGGAGCUUACACCUGUUACCGACCUGAUGUGGGAUACGUACAGGGAAUGUCGUUCAUCGCCGCAGUGUUGAUCUUGAACAUGAACACCGCCGAUGCCUUCAUCGCUUUCGCUAACCUGCUGAACAAACCGUGUCAGAUGGCCUUCUAUAGAGUGGACCAUAGCCUUAUGCUGACGUACUUUGCUGCGUUCGAAGUGUUUUUCGAGGAAAACCUACCAAAGCUAUUUGCACAUUUCAAGAGUAACAGCUUGACGCCUGAUAUUUAUCUCAUUGACUGGAUAUUCACCCUGUACAGUAAGUCUCUGCCGCUGGACGUUGCGUGUCGCGUGUGGGACGUGUUUUGCCGAGACGGUGAGGAGUUCCUCUUCCGCACGGCUCUGGGGAUCCUGCGUUUCUAUGGCGACGUGCUCACACACAUGGACUUCAUCCACAUGGCGCAGUUCCUGACUCGUCUCCCAGAGCAGAUCUCCACACACACACAGUCACACACACUCUUCUCCUGCAUCGGCAGCAUCAACAUGAGCUGCAGGAACAGGACAUGGACACAGGUUCUCCAGGCUCUGCAGAAAGACCCGGAACAUUCCAGUCCUGUGCUGAAGCACUGACCAGUCACAGGGUCGAGUGGAGGCCAGAAUAAAGACCUGUGUGUGUGUUUUAAAGCUAAACCCUCAGACUCAGGACUUCUGUUUGUUUAUUUCAAACUCCUUUUUUGGGGAGUGAAGAUCAAAGGCAAACACACACACACACACACACACACACACACAGAGCUGGAAUUCAGAUGCAGCAAAAUCAAACACCUGCUGAUGUUUCCUGAACACCGGCGGUCAGAGAGAGAGAAAAGUGUGAGGAAGAGAGAGAAAAAGAAACAGACAGACAUAGAGAGAGAAAAGGGGGUGAGAGUGUGAAAGAAAGAUAAAGGGGAGAGAAGAGGGAGAGAGAGAGAGAAAGUGGGGGUGAGAAAGACAGAGAGAGAGAAAGGGGGGUGAAAGAGAGAGAGAGAAAGGGGAGAGAGAAUGAUAAAGGGCGUGAAAGAGAGAGAGAGAAAGAAUGAGAGAGAGAAAUGGACAGGGGGGAGUGAGAAAGACGAGAGAGAGGUGAAGAGAAAGAUAAAGGAAGGGAGAGAGAGAGAAAAAGAGCGAGAGUAAGGGGUUGAGAGAGGGGCCAGUGAGAGAGAAAGGGACAGUGAGAGAGAUAGAGAUAGAAAGGGAGGGGGGAGUGAGAGAAAAAGAGAGAUAUAAGGGAGGGAGAGAGAAAGGGGAGAGAGAGAGAGAGAUAGAAAGGGAGGGGGAGUGAGAGACAGAUAGAGAGAGUGAGAGUAAGAGAGAGUGCUCUCUGAUUGGUUGAUCUGGAGAACAGACACGAGCCUCUGUCCAAUCAGAGCUCUGAAUGUGUGUGUGUGUAUGUAUGUGUGUGUGUGUGUGUAUGUGUGUGUGUGUGUGUGUGUGUGUGUGUGUGUGUGUGUGUUGAACCACAUCCUUCUGCACUAAACGCUACGUUACAGCAGUAAUAAUAAGCACUAGAACUUUUUUACUGGACAGAGAGAUCCACAUCUCAGUGGACAAUAGAUUUAUGGUCCUUAAAGAAACUAAUAUAUAUUCUCUCUGUGUUUAUGGCAGAACAAAUCAAAUCUGCUCCUGUCCAUCUCUUACUUUUCUCUUAUUUAUACACUAUAGGGUCAAAAGUAUGUGACCCCUGACCUUCACAUCCAUAUGUCUUUCUUCAUUAAAGUCAGCUUUACGCUUUCCCCCAGAGACUCGAACCCUGCUCCGGCACCACAAUGCUGCUGUGCUCAAAGCCCCUGAGCUCCAUGAAGACAUGCUGUGGAGAUGAAGGUCAGAGAAAGUGGAAGAACUGGAGUGUCCUGCACAGAGCCCUGACUCUGACCUAACCCCACUGACCACCUUUAGGAUGAACUGGAACUGGAGUCUCCUCAACAUCCCAACAUCAGAGUCUGAUCUCACUAAUGCUCUUGUAGCUGAAUGAUCACUAAUCAGAGAAGAGAAGAGAGAAAAGAAGAUGAGAGAAGAGAUGAGAGAAGAGAAGAUGGGAGAGAAGAGGAGAUGAGAGAAAAGAAGAUGAGAGAAGAGGAGAUGAGAGAAGAGAAGAUGGGAAAAGAGAAGAGAAGAGAAGAGAAGAUGGGAGAGAAGAGGAGAUGAGAGAAGAGGAGAUGGGAAAAGAGAAGAGAAGAACAGAUGGGAAAAGAGAAGAGAAGAUGAGAGAAGAGAAAACAGCAAACACAGAGAAUGAAUCAGAUGUUCAUCAUGGACGUUUGAAUGGAGUGGUCAGGGGGGCACAAACUUUUAGUCAUAUAAUCUACCUAUAUCUUAAUUUCUCUCGUUUUCAUUCUUCUGUUUGUUUUUAUUUGUUUUGUCUGAAUUCAUCUUUGUUGACUUUGUACACUGUUGUGCUGCUUACAAAAAACAGUGUUUGCGUGUGUGCGUGUGUGUGUGUGUGUGUGCGUGUGUGUGUGUUUUGUUUAAUCUGCCUAGUUCGUAAGAUGGCGUCUUGUUUUUUUAUUUAACGCUGAAUCCGUGUGAAGGAGUGUGAAUCUGCACUUUUUCACCCGGAGUGUCCUCUGCAGCUCGGAGACAGGAAGAAACCAACAACAACAAAAAGAAAAGACGAUGAUGAGCUGCACAAACUUCUUGGUCGACGGAGUGCUGAAUAAUUUGGGAGGUUUCUGAGUGUCGGUGUCUUACUGAUUCUCUGAACUCUGUUUCUGCAGAAUUAGUGAGAUAAGCUUGUGGUGAAGCCUUGUGUUGGGGUAGUUUUUUUUUAUCACCUAUAGCUUCAUUCACUUCCCCUCUACCAACACCCCAUUCUCACCAUUUCAUCUUAUCUCUCUUUUUUCUGAGCUUCAGCUCUUCUUCUCAUCUUCUUCUCAGCCUCUUCUUCUCUGUGUUCCUGUAAAAGUUCUAAACUCCUGAAUGUGUUUCUUGUAAACGAGAAUUAAAGACUUGAACUGAA
This is a messenger RNA of Hemibagrus wyckioides, 4555 nucleotides long. RefSeq names its product TBC1 domain family, member 14 (gene tbc1d14). Lineage: Eukaryota; Metazoa; Chordata; Actinopteri; Siluriformes; Bagridae. The coding region runs from base 247 to 2193 and encodes 648 amino acids. The record is from RefSeq and is a predicted model, not a curated record. The transcript is spliced from 16 exons.